This is a messenger RNA of Aspergillus viridinutans, 465 nucleotides long. Its product is annotated as putative stress response protein (Rds1). The record is from RefSeq and is a predicted model, not a curated record. The transcript has a single exon. NCBI's taxonomy places the organism in Eukaryota, Fungi, Ascomycota, Eurotiomycetes, Eurotiales, Aspergillaceae. The coding region runs from base 1 to 465 and encodes 154 amino acids.
AUGGUCGCCGAAGCGGAAGCCAUUGAGGCCAGGCAGCAGGCCAUCUUCCGCCAGCUUCUUGGCCUCCAACCCAUGCCCAUGUGGUUCGCUGCCGGUAUCCCCCAAUCCUGGCACUGGACCCUGCUGGCCCAAUAUAUUUCCUCCUGUCCGGAGAACAACACUCGGCUGGUUUGGCAGAAUUUCCCCAACCUGUACAUGGUCAACCAGGCCAAUCCCAACCACAUCAAACCCAAUGCUACCGCGGCAUGGGAAGUUGUCGGCAACUGCACUGGUGAUCCCAGCAACUCGACAAUCCCAGAGGCCCAGUCCCGCAUCUACAACAAUGUCAUGGGCUAUAAUUGCGGCCCCGCCAUUUCUCGCGACAAGUAUGAUCCGCUCACAUUCCCCGGACGAAAGUCGAGCUCACCUGGGAUGACCCAGGUCAUGCUUUGGGAUUGUACCAGGCUGGUUGAUAUAAUUCUGUAA